Messenger RNA from Dryobates pubescens (Downy woodpecker), 1456 nucleotides. It is a transcript of the gene WDR18, whose product is annotated as WD repeat domain 18. Gene Ontology annotation, molecular function: protein binding. Gene Ontology annotation, cellular component: nuclear pre-replicative complex. The transcript has 10 exons. Gene Ontology annotation, biological process: rRNA processing; DNA-templated DNA replication. NCBI's taxonomy places the organism in Eukaryota, Metazoa, Chordata, Aves, Piciformes, Picidae. Bases 7 to 1305 code for a protein of 432 amino acids. The record is from RefSeq and is a predicted model, not a curated record.
GCGAAGAUGGCGGCGCCCAUGGAGGUGGCGCUGGUGUCGGACGCCGCCGGGCCGCUCUGCAACUGCUCGGUCUGGGAGCUGCACACGGGCUCCGCCCUGCCCGGUUACCGCGGCGGCAACAGCGGGCCCCGCGGGCUGGCGCUGCUGGGCGGCGAGCACCUGCUGGGGGCCCAGCUCGGCAAGAGCUACAUCAACGUCUGGGAGCUCCAGAGGAAGGACCAGCUGCAGCAGAAGAUCAUUUGCCCUGGGCCAGUGACCUGCCUGACAGCUUCCCCCAACGGGCUCUACAUCUUGGCUGGGGUUGCUGAGAGCAUCUACCUGUGGGAGGUCUCCAAUGGGAACCUCCUGGCCAUCCUGAACCGACACUACCAGGACCUCACCUGCCUCUGCUUCACUGACGACAGCAGCCACUUCCUCUCGGGGGCAAAGGACUGUCUGGCCCUGGUGUGGAACCUUUACAGCGUGCUGCAGGCAGAGCCCUCCCAGAUCCCUGACCCUCGCCACGUCUGGUCCCGGCACAGCCUCCCCAUCACAGAUCUGUGCUGUGGCUUUGGGGGGCCCUUGGCACGAGCUGCCACAGCUUCCCUUGACCAGACAGCAAAGCUCUGGGAAAUCUCCUCGGGGGAGCUCCUGCUCUCCGUCCUCUUCGACGUGGGGAUCAUGGCUGUGACUCUUGACCUCUCUGAGUAUCACAUGUUCUGUGGGGGCAUGGAUGGCUCCAUCUUCCAGGUUGACCUCUGUGCCUGGCCGGUGCAGAGGGACCGGACCUUCCAGCCGGAGCGGGAGCAGGGGAAGGUCUUCAAAGGACACAGGAACCAGGUGACCUGCCUGUCGGUGUCCACCGACGGCAGCCUGCUGCUCUCCGGCUCGCACGACGAAACCGUCCGGCUGUGGGACAUCCAGAGCAAGCAGUGCCUCAAGACAAUGAAUCACAAAGGCCCUGUGACAAAUGCCUUCAUCGUGCUGGCCCCAGCCAACAUGUUCAACCCUGAUGGGAAGCCCAGCAUCCCCCUGCCCAAGUUCAGCAGGCACCUGCACGGCACCGAGAGCGGCGAGGAGCAGGGCGGCGAGGGGGUGACCCUGCGCCUCGGCCUCCACCAGCAGGAGUCUGGGGAGAGCUACCUGGAGAAGGCUGAGAAGAUGUACACCCAGAUGUACUCAACAAGGGAAAAGAACCUGGUGGGUGACCAGGAGCAUCUGACCAUCCAGGUGAGCGAGCUGGAGGAGGAGGUCAGCACCCUGCGCAAGAUCAACAAGAACCUCUUCGACUUCUCCGCCCGCAUCAUCACCAAGCCAGCCAAAUGAGGAGGAGGAGGAGGCACCCCCUGCCCUCACACCCCCUCUGCCUCUCCCUGCCCAGCUCCUGGGGAAGAUCCAGCUGCCCUCGGGCACGGGGUGCCCACGCCUGGCUCUCCUGGGCGCCGGCGCUCGCCGCGGCGGCUUCGGCCCUGGCGUC